This is a messenger RNA of Mycena indigotica, 4044 nucleotides long. Its product is annotated as KH domain protein. The transcript is spliced from 15 exons. Gene Ontology annotation, molecular function: protein binding; zinc ion binding; mRNA binding. Gene Ontology annotation, biological process: nuclear division. The coding region runs from base 1 to 4044 and encodes 1347 amino acids. Lineage: Eukaryota; Fungi; Basidiomycota; Agaricomycetes; Agaricales; Mycenaceae. The record is from RefSeq and is a predicted model, not a curated record. Gene Ontology annotation, cellular component: cytoplasm; nucleus.
AUGAGUGAAGUUGAGAUACUCAAGUCCAUAUAUCCGGACUUCAUUCCAAGCGACGAUUCCAGCGAAUCCUUCGUGCGGCUAGAAAUUCCCGUCCAAUUCGAAGAACCCACCACAGUGCAAAUCGUCGGAGAGUCAGACACCCUCUUCAAGUCCUUGCGCAACCUACCGCCUCUAAUUCUGCAUAUUGUCUUGGGUCAUGGUUAUCCAGAACAUAACCCGCCGGAUUUAGCUAUUCGGUGCUCCUGGCUCUCACUGGAGCUUACGUCAAGGCUACACAACCUUCUUCGAAAUAUAUGGCAGCACGACGCCGUGCUAUUCGACUGGGUCGAGUUCAUUCGUUCCGGCACAUUCUUGUCCUCAUUAGACCUUCACGGGUCUUCUGGUGGACUUUCUUUGCGGCAUUCAGAUCCUCGGCAGCUCAUGGAACUCUUUACGGCUCACGACGAGUCCGCUCGUUCCACAAUUUUCUCCGAGCAAGCAUACAACUGCGCCAUUUGUCUAUCUUCGAAGAAAGGAAAAAGCUGUAUCCAGCUAUUUUGCACUCACGUGUUCUGUCGCGCUUGCUUGAACGAUUUCUGGUCGUUGCAGAUUCAAGAAGGCGAUGUCGAAUUUCUGGGUUGUCCUGAUGCAGAUUGUGUCAAGGCAAAACGCACCGUAAACCAAGAGGAUCUAGUUCGCAUAGUGUCGCCAGAGGCGGUUAAGCGAUGGACCUGGCUGAGAGAGAAGAUCAUGUUUGAGAAAGACCCUUCGCUUGUUCAUUGUCCUAUGUCGUUCUGCCAAAGCCCAGUUCCACGUCCCAUAGAUGCUACAUCCGACUCAAGGGCAGACAAGCUUCGUAUUUGCUCGGCCUGUUCGUUUUCAUUUUGUUCGUUCUGCAAACGGAGCUGGCAUGGAGUCAACAGCUGUCCAAUAUCGCAGACAGAGACUGUUGUUCGAGAGUAUCUCGCUUUACCAGAAGGCUCUCGGGAACGCUUGGCCUUGGAAGCACACUACGGAAAAUCAAUCAUCGCAAAACUAGUCCUCCGCUAUGAAGAAGAGCAGUUGAACAAAUCUUGGCUGGAAUCGAACGCCAUGGCGUGUCCUAGUUGUGAGCUGCACAUAGAAAAAUCACUUGGAUGCAAUCACCAUGGACGUUUACACCACAUCUUUCACCUAUCCACGCCGGUCGCGAUACGCUCAUUCGGCUCCUUCUUCACUCGAAUUUCCUGGCGCGGAAAUCAGGCUCUCCUCCCCCCCGACUCGUAUGCUCUCCAGCAUGUCAACAUCCCUGAUGCCUCUCUCCAACCAGACGCAGAGGCCAUCCAGAAGCUCGUCAUGAUGGCAAUGUCCCUCCAUGGCUGCCACAUCUCGUAUUUUCAAGCGGAUCCUGGACGUUGGAACUUCUAUAUUUCUGGCUCAUACCAGCAGGUCCUCCUCGCCCGUGGAAUGAUUCUCAAAGAAUGCCCUAUUCAACAUCGUGUAGCAAUCAAAGUUGCUCGCUCUGAAAUCCUUGACUCGCCUUCUUCAAAUCCCUCGCUCAAACAUGAAGUUCGACGUCGUCUCGAUGAGAUUGCGUCUCAAACCCUCGCUCACAUUGCCGUCGUUAAUAGCCCGCUCUCUCUAUCUAGCCGCACCCCACCUGAUGGGAUCAGCAAUGGUGGUUGGUCUGGUCUAGAAACGGAGCGGGUUUGCGAGCUAGUGGUUACUGGACAGGGUGACUCCGUCGAUUUGGCGCGCGUUAGACUGCUGGUGAUGCUGGAUGAAUUGAGCGGGCUCCAUGCUGAAAUGUGUGAAAUCGACCAAAAGCUCCAUGCCAUUGUUGCCGGUAGAAAGCGCUCCGUUUUGCAGUCCAUUCAAGAGGAAACUGCCACGAACAUCUAUUUCCCUUCUCCUUUGCAAGGUCUCGUCGGACCCGACCAUCCUGGCUCUGAAUCGCCCAUUGCUAACAGGAGCGGAAAUAUAAUUUGGAUAACUGGAGAAUUCUUUGGGGUGCAGCGCGCUAGAGACAUGCUGUUCCAAGUCUCCGUGAACAAGAGCAAGUCGGUUAUCUCCCGUGACACGGCAAUCCUACCCCGCAAGCUUGACUGGAUGGUGACUGACAGGGCUGACGACCUCAAAUCGAUUGUCAGCGACAACGCUACCUUCAUACAAUUCCCAGCGUUGGGUAGUUCUACCAGUCUCAUCACCGUUUAUGGCGAUAAUCGCGUCAAUAUUCAGCGAACUAUCCGUUCAAUUAUGCAGCUUGCAUGCAACUACUACGUGGGGUCAUUCUGGCUUUUGCCCAUCCAAUUCAAUGCACUACUGCCGCCCGCUACUUUGAAUCCGUCUCAAGUCACCAAUCUUUUGAAGCAAAUUUCUGUUGCGUCUGGUGCAGAAGUCGUUUUCAAGAGUAUGUGCUUUGAAAUGCACGGACUGGAGCAGGAGGUGCGCUCGGCAGUUGGAAUGGUCAUGGAGCUCGAGAUGAUACAAGCCUUCCACCACGAAAUUCGGUUCCAAAUAGAGCUCGCCAAUGAGCACCGCGAAUUCAUCAGCGGUAAAAAGAACGGAAAGAUCAACAAAAUCAUGCAAACGACCAACGUUAAAAUCAAGUUUGAAACCUUCAACGACCACAAUUUCUUGAUUGACAUCGCGGGACCCGAUGGUUCUGUACUUCAAGGCCUGUCCCUUUUGCAGGAAGAACUGCCGGCAGAAUUAUCUUUCCACGUCCCAGAGGCGUACCACAAACGAAUCAUCGGGGUUGGAGGAAGAAGCAUCCAGCGCAUCAUGAAGAAGUACGGGGUCUAUGUCAAGUUCUCAAAUGCAGAAGAGUUCGCGGCUCUCGGCGGGUACAAUGACAAUGAUGACAAUGUUGUCGCUCGAACACCCGCGAAGAAUGCCAUCAACUUGGACAACCUCAAGCAGUCUGUGAUGGAGCUUGUCAACCCUAAGGAUAAGGAUUACAUCAACGAGACAGUUUCUAUCCCUCGCCGCUACCACCGCACACUCCUGGGAGAGAAGAGCAUCUUCAUCCGUGACAUAGAGACCAAGACCAACUCGCGCGUUCGCUUCCCUCCAAAGGAGCUGGCGUCGGACGUCGUCACAAUCUUUGGCCCAGAAAGUCAGGUGCAAAUUGCAGCGGCGAUGUUGCUCGACCACGUACCUUACGAGGCAGACAUGGGUGUGCCUCCCAGUGCGGAGUUGUCUCGACUGAUCGUGUCACCGGAGUUCAGCAGUCUUGUUGAACGAAUCAAGCGCGAACUACAAGUAUCUAUCGUGCCGAAUAUGAAAAUGGCCACCGUGAACGAAGAUGCUGGCGCCGAGAUCCCCUCCGAGUUUUCUUUCAAAUUCCGGUGUCAGCGGAGCAAUAGUGACUUCCUUGUUACCGCUCGCGAAAUGCUUGAACAAUUCCUGACCAAUCAUAACAUCCAUCUCUUCCCUGCGCCGGCUUCGCAUGUCCACAAGCGAGGCGACUCUUUUGCUGAGGCUUUCCCCCACUUCGACAGCAAGCUUUUGUCGACUGCGAGGACUCAUCAUGAAUCCGAUGACUUGGGCCGCCCUGACUUUGUCGGUGAUCGAAGGCUCCGUAUGGCCAACUCGUCUCCAGAUGUCAAGGCUCUAUUCAACUCCCCAGCCUACAUUUACAAUCUUGAACACAAUGAACGUCAAAGCAAUCAUGUAACCACUAGCUCGCUCGAUUACUGGACCCCCUUGCCUCCGAUUGGCUCGGGUAUUCCCCAUCGCACAAGACACUCGGAAGACGCCAUCAAAAGAGGCUCAGACUCGUUACUCGAGGCUAAACUCAAGGAUGAGCUGACCAAGCCGCGUUCAAUGCAAAAUCGCGCGCAGUCGCUUGACCUCACCUAUUCGCUCUCUCGCAUUACCGAGUCUCGGUUGCCACCAGACUCGCCCACUACGUCUGCGGGAGAAACUGGUGGUAAUUCCAGUCCUAUCUCAGCCACCGCGCCGUCCUUCCCUAGCGUCUAUGGUACUUCUAUCUCGCGUUCUGCAGUUAUCGGUACUGCGAUGCAACGACCGGAGUUGGAUGUGGACGAAGUCUCCCGCGUCAUUUCCACACUUGGGUUGUGA